This is a messenger RNA of Rhinichthys klamathensis goyatoka, 1125 nucleotides long. It is a transcript of the gene bcl11aa, whose product is annotated as BCL11 transcription factor A a. Bases 475 to 1125 code for a protein of 216 amino acids. Gene Ontology annotation, cellular component: nucleus. The transcript is spliced from 4 exons. Gene Ontology annotation, molecular function: RNA polymerase II cis-regulatory region sequence-specific DNA binding; DNA-binding transcription factor activity. Gene Ontology annotation, biological process: negative regulation of dendrite development; regulation of transcription by RNA polymerase II. NCBI's taxonomy places the organism in Eukaryota, Metazoa, Chordata, Actinopteri, Cypriniformes, Leuciscidae. The record is from RefSeq and is a predicted model, not a curated record.
UCUCUCUUUCAGUGUGUGCGUGUCUCUCGCUCUCUCUCUCUCUCUCUCGCCUCUUGUCCGGCCCCCUGAUCUUUCUGUCCAUUGGCUUCUUCGGGUCUAUUUUUCAUGUCCAGCCCCUAAUGAGUGUCCAUUGGUUUUGUUAUUUCCACUCCCUCCUCCCACUCCACGGCUUUGCCCUGCCCAUGUUCUGUAUGUCUAUGUCCAUCCAUCUCCUGACGUUCAAGUUCGCAGGGACGUCACGUCCGCACUUGAACUUGCAGCUCAGGGGGGCUUUUGCCAUUUUUUCAUCUCUCUCUCUCUCUUUUCAAAAAAGCCAUGACGGCUAUCCCACAAUCCAUCUUCCCUGCGCCAUCUUUGUAUUAUUUCUAAUUUAUUUUGGAUGUCAAAGGCAUUGAUGAAGAUAUUUUCUCUGGAGUCUCCCUUCUAACCCGGCUCUCCCGAUGUGAACCGAGCUGAAAGCCACCACCAACCACCAUGUCUCGCCGCAAGCAAGGCAAACCCCAGCACUUAAGCAAACGGGAUUUUUCGCCCGAGCCCCUGUCAGCCGUGGUCUCGGAGGAGAGGCAGGAACAGCGCGGGCUGGUACAGGUAUCUCCAGAGGGAGACCAGGACCUGCUCACCUGUGGCCAGUGUCAGAUGAACUUCCCUUUGGGAGACAUCCUUAUUUUCAUUGAGCACAAAAGGAAGCAGUGCAAUGGCACUUUGUGCAUGGACAAAGCAGUGGAUAAGCCCCCCUCGCCCUCGCAUGGUGAGCUGAGGAGAGCGUCCAACCCCGUGGAGGUGGGCGUCCAGGUCACGCCGGAGGAUGACGACUGCUUAUCGACGUCUUCUCGAGGAAUCUGUCCCAAACAGGAAAACAUUACAGGUAAUCUCAUCCCAUUUGCAGACUUUGACUUAAAAGUUGCAGUUUUGUUACUGGCCGCCAAAGUAGAGUGCAAAGGGUGUGUUCUUAAUGGCACGACGGGCCGCUCAUCCCUACUGGGAGAAAAAGAGGGAUUGAGAGGGGGAGAAUUUGGCACUGGAGGGGCGGUUCGAGGAGUCCUUGCUGUGACAGGAGAGGCCAUCCCCCUCGCUCAGUGUGAGGAAAAGCAGUACCUGUCACAGAGGAAUGGACUUGCUGUGUGA